This is a messenger RNA of Symsagittifera roscoffensis, 3451 nucleotides long. RefSeq names its product dentin sialophosphoprotein-like. Gene Ontology annotation, biological process: negative regulation of apoptotic process; protein folding. The transcript has 13 exons. The coding region runs from base 236 to 3172 and encodes 978 amino acids. The record is from RefSeq and is a predicted model, not a curated record. Gene Ontology annotation, molecular function: peptidyl-prolyl cis-trans isomerase activity; protein binding; protein folding chaperone. NCBI's taxonomy places the organism in Eukaryota, Metazoa, Xenacoelomorpha, Acoela, Convolutidae. Gene Ontology annotation, cellular component: endomembrane system; membrane; mitochondrial envelope.
CUAUUUGGACGUUUAAUUUAACAAACUGCGGUCGGUAUAACUACUUCUGUAGAUUAAAAUUGCUCUUAUUUCAUUUCAGUUGGUCAUUGUUGAGACCGCGAACUAAUCAAUAAGAAGUGACAAAAUUCCCUAUCUUGUGGAUAAAAUCGAUUCUCUUCAUUGAGAAUUAUGCUGACUAUCUGAAUUGUUAUUUUCUUUAUUCUGAACGAGGAAGACCGUUUUUUUUUUACCACAAAUGGCCGAUUACGUGCAAGUAGAAAACGGCGAAGAGCCGAAUGCAGUAACGUGUGAACAAAACGGCGAGGGGAUGAGUUUGAAUGAUCAAAAUGUCAAAGAGGGAGGCAAUCAGCCGAAAGUUCUUCUGGAACUCGUUGAGCCGACAACUGAAGAAACGCUUCCGGCUGCAACGACCGGCCAAGAGUCAGUUCUGACUGAGAUUACUGGCCAACAUAUACAACAGGUUGCAUCGAAUGGCGAUGACUCGAAAACGACUGAAGAUGAGAACAGCUUUGGAAGUAAUAAUACAGUUGAUUUGAGUCUGUGUUCAGCUAAACCAAUGACGAACAGUAGUUCGAUAGUUGGAGCGGGGUUGGCGCUUGAUGAGAAAGAUAUUCCAAGAACGGAUACUUUGGAAUCGCAUGCUGAAAACAGUAGCUGCAGCUCCUAUUUGAACAUCUCCGAGACAACCGACUCUCAAUGCACUGGAGAAUCAUCUGAGAGCUACGGAGUCCUGACGAAUGCGACCUCGAAUACCUCCAAUCCAGUUGUCCGCGACGAUGACAUUAUUGACAAAUCAAACGAGAGCACUAACUCAUUCGUGGAAGGCGAAACAGAAUCGACUACUUGCGAGUUAGGAUCAACUACUAACGAUGUAAGUCAUGUUAAAUCCGAAGUUACCUGUUUUUUAGAAGACAGCAGUAGCAUUCCUAAUAGUGAAGAAAGUUCAGGUGCUACUGAAUCAAAUGUACCUGAGGCGUCCAAUGAAAACAUUGGGGAUACGAUCUCGGAACCGAGUUCGAUUUCAUUUACCGAACAGACUCGUGAAAUGGAAGUACGAAGUGCGUCUUCGGAAACCGAGACCUGCUCGUCAUUUGCGCAUGGAACCGAGGCCUCGACAGCUUUGGACAGUGAGGACACCUCGUUGGCGACCAGGAGUUUCGACGAAGACAGUUCAACAACUGCAGUGACAUCUAAACAGUUAGUAAACUCAGAGGUAGAAUCAAAUACAGAUCAGUCAAGUGAAAAGUUUCAAAGGGAUCCCGAGAACAUAAAUACGGAAAAUAUCGGCGCAAUGGGAGGAACUGAAGCUCUAGAUGGCGCUGCUGGUGAUUUGGAAGAAAUGCCAUACACGGAAGAAAAUACGCGCAAAGUGAACGAGUUAUAUAAACGAAUCACGUUGCAAAACGACAAGGACCCACGUAACGACGAAGCUACAAAUUAUGAAGACGAAAACAACCAAAAUGGAUUAAAGACCGGAGAGUGCGACGAGGUUUCGGAUUCGUUGCUCCAACGCCACUUGUUGAAGAGAGUCGAUUCAUGCGUAACUGAUGUGACGAUUGGUAAUUUAUCGACUUGUGUGAAUUGUUCGGCUUCUGAUUUUGGAGAUGGCGAUUUGGAGGGAGUAGAAUGGGCAGGCAAUGAUAGUGUGGAAGAUAUGGAGAAUAGAGAACAGGAAAGUGAUAAAGGCCUCGUUGGGCAGUCAGAAGGCGACGUGAAUUACCCCCACCCGAAUACAGGAGAGGAGGCAGGGAACGACUUCGAUGUGAGUGGGGGCAGCACGGUAGUUGAGGAGUGUCGCAAUGAAGAUGAUGCCAGACAUGAAGUCACGGGCGAUGUCGAUAUAAUUGCAAGGGACUGUGAAAUUAAAGACAAAUUUGAAGAUAAAAAUGAAAGUGAACCGAAAGAUGAAGGUGAAAGGUCAGUCGAGGAAAUUGAAGAUGUGAAAGAGGUUGGGCUGGAAAAAGAAAGUCUAUCAACAGAAGAUUCCAUGAACAAUGAUGCAGAAGAGGAAAGAACAGAAAUGACUGAUGGAUGGGACGACAUUCUGGGCACGGGUUGUUUGCGGAAAAAGGUGCUGAGAAAAGGAUAUGGCGAAGACACGAAGCCCAAAAAGGGAGAAAUGGUUACUGUGAAGUACUCUCUUGAAUCUAAAGAGGACAACUCAAGCCUGCUGUCUGAGACCAUACUCGACUUCAAAUUGGGAGAUGGAGAUGUCAUCGACGCUGUGGAUCUGUGUGUGCAGUUGAUGCAGAUGAAUGAACUGUGUGUGGUGGAGAGUGCCUCCAGAUUCGCUUUCGGAUCAAUCGGAUACAAACCUGCGGAAAUGAAGUCUGAAUUUGCACACGAUGCUCGUGGAUGGCCCGAUGUGGAGAUAGCUGCCGAUACGGAUGUGCGGCUGACUCUGGAACUUCUGAAUGCUAAAGACCUCCCAUCUGACUUUGCUCUCUACACUGGCGAACAACUCACAUAUGCGCUGCGAGUGAAAAAAGAGAAGGGAAAUUUCUACACCAGGAGAAAAGAGUGGGAGAAGGCCAUGAAUGGAUACAAUCAGGCACUCAAGCUCAUACAAGCAGAAGAGAAUGAGACCAAAUUGGGGGUUGAUGAGAUGCAACAGUGGACAGUUGCUAUACACAAUAACCUCGCGCAUUCUCAGCUCCACUGUGAAUUAUACAGACAGGCCAUAGUAUCAUGUGACUUCGUGCUAGAAAUACAGCCCAAUAAUGCCAAGGCGCUAUUCAGAAAGGCUACGGCUUUCUACCGUCUGGGAGAAAUAGUUGAAGCAAUCGAAGUGCUGAAAGUGGCAAGAGAAAUGCACCCGAAAGACAAGGAGAUCAGCAAUCUGAUGAGUGAAGUGCAAGAGAGAAGAAGAAUUGACUUGGCUAGAGAGAAGGAAGUCUACUUGCGCAUGAUGCAACCAACGAAUAAAGUGGAACCAAGCAACAAUAAUAUGUAUAUCAAAGAAUCAGAUGAUAAUUCAGACGAAACUCAGAAGACAGUCAUAAAGCAGAAAGAAGCAGGAAACUCAAAGACCCUGACCCCCUGGAAUCUGACUGCCUCUGAACUAUCUCUGGCUCUCUUCUUUCUAAUCUCCGCAAUCAUUCUCGUCCUAUUCCUAUCUUCCGCCCAAAAUAACCCAAACUCCAUUCCAUCCAGUAGCCAAGAUUCCAGUUGAGAAUAUAAACAAGGCCGUUAAAUAUGAAAAACAACUGAAAAUGAUUCGAUGAUUUGAGGAGCCCAUCAAUUUAGGAAACUUACCUCAAUUAUAUAGAAGCUACUUCGUUAUUAGAAUUAAACUAAAAUUUUGUGCUAAUAUGUAAAAUAGGAUGUAGUGUAGAAAGUCGGUUAUUUAAUAUUUUGUGUAUCGAAAGUUGGUUUUUGUUCAAGUUGAUGUCUUCUGUUUGCAAACCAAAAAUGUUCCAUAGAAUUGAAAUUGAUAUCCAUGUGAAUCAAA